Molecule: messenger RNA, 665 nt
Organism: Pristis pectinata (smalltooth sawfish)
Lineage: Eukaryota; Metazoa; Chordata; Chondrichthyes; Rhinopristiformes; Pristidae
Product: von Willebrand factor C domain-containing protein 2-like
Exons: 3
Coding region: 54-536 (160 amino acids)
Biological process (GO): negative regulation of BMP signaling pathway
Cellular component (GO): AMPA glutamate receptor complex
Source: RefSeq, a predicted model, not a curated record
AGCACUUUGCUUCCUUCUCUGCUGCAGAGAUACACCCAGCCUGCUCCAGGGCGAUGGCCGUCUGGAGGGCACCAUCCUGGUUAGUGCCUGUGAGCCUCGUGCUGAUUCACACAGCACCCAGAGCAGCCAGCCUCAACAACAUCCUCCCUAAAGGGGAAUCAGACUACCUUCUGCCAGACUACCGUGGGAAAGGCUGCAUCGAUGACAACGGGUUUGUCUUUGAGCCAUCUGCCUGUGAGAGGUGUCGGUGUGAAGCUGACCGAGAGGUGUACUGUCUGACCGCAGAAUGUGCUCCUGUCCACUGUGUCAACCCUUCGUAUGAACCCAACCAGUGCUGUCCUGUCUGCAGGCAGGGGCCCAACUGCUUUGCAGGAAACACUAUUAUCCCUGCUGGUGUGAAGGUGGAAAUGGAUGGAAUCUCUGUUUGUUUCUGCCCAUAUAAGGAUGGCUCCUGGGAACCUCAGCAACAGGCGAUCUGCAGCCCCCGUGGCUGGAAGCAGUCUCAUCAUUAUACCACUAAUGAAGGCCGCCACUGACAACAGGAGCCAGGCAACAGGCUGACUGCCGCAUCCUGUCACCAACUCUUGUCAUGUUUGUCAGAGACCUGUCAUCAUUAUUAACACGGAAAACCCAGGUCUGUCAGCAGCCCCCCCCCCCCCCCCCCC